UUCUCAGCUUGACAUGAUACCCACAUGAAAGCUCUUCUUGGUAUGAUCUUCAUUUGAGCUCUUCAGAUUUCUUCAACGAGCCUUCUGAAAACGCAUUUAGCUAUCUAAGACUCUUUGGGGGCAAGGACCUACAUAGACUCCUUUGGGGCAAGGACCUAGAAACCUCUAUCAGGAAUUCACUGCAGCCUAAUGGUCUAACCUGCUUCAUCAGUGCAGUCUUAUGUCCAAAAAUCCUAAGUGGCCUCUUUGUGUGUGUUGCUAUCGCUUGUAGAAACCAUUUCUGGAUUUUUUGUUUUUGUAGAAAAGAGAGUUCUUGUAGAAACAGGAGAAUUCUUUUGUAUAUAAAGAGAUGGAAAAUCUCUAUCUACAAUUUUCACCUUCUUCCUCCUUUAUAUCGUCUGUCCCCCAAACUUCAUCUAGUCAACUGCCAUUGUCUUUCGAUGUGGAAGUUUGGGCAUUGGCUGAACAAAGAACUGAAGAAAUAUUAGGUACUUUUCAGCCAACUGUAGUUUCUCAGCACAAGAGGAAAGAGGUGAUUGAGUAUCUUGCACAACUAAUCAGUGGGUAUUUUGGGCUUGAGGUCUUUGCGUUUGGCUCAGUCCCAUUGAGAACAUAUCUUCCUGACGGAGAUAUUGAUGUGACUGUACUCUGCCAUCAGAACUUGGUGGAAGAUUUGAUCAGAGGACUGUGCAGUAUGGUAGAAGAAAGAGGGAGCAUCAAUGGCGAGUUCAAAAUGAAGGACGUCCAAAUUAUUCAUGCACAGGUUAAGAUCGUUAAGUUAAACGUGAAGAACAUUGCAGUUGACGUCUCUUUCAAUCAAAUUGCUGGACUUGGUGCUCUUUGCUUUCUUGAGCAGGUUGACCGACUUAUAGGGAAAGAGCAUCUCUUCAAGCGCAGUGUUCUGUUGGUCAAAGCCUGGUGCUUCUAUGAAGGCCGUAUACUUGGCUCUCAAAAUGGACUGAUUUCCACCUAUGGGCUGGAAAUAAUGGUCCUGUGUAUCAUCAAUCUCUUCCAUGCAUCUGUCAGCGGUCCUUUAGGGGUCCUGUGCAAGUUCUUGGACUACUUCAGCAAGUUCAACUGGCAACGUCGUUGUAUCAGCAUAUAUGGUCCCAUUGCUAUAGAAUCCCUUCCAGGGCUAGUGGUCGAUUCCACGGAUAUUAAUGUUGAUCAGCUGUUGCUUGGCAAGGACUUCCUUAGAAGCUGUAAAGAGCUGUUUUCGGUUCCGGACCCUGAUGACCGAACCAAGAGGUUUCCGGUUAAGCACUUGAACAUAGUGGAUCCUUUAAAGGAGAACAACAAUCUGGGACGCAGUGUGAGUAAGGGCAAUGCCAUGCGGAUUAAAUGUGCCUUUGCUUAUGGGGCCAGAACGCUUGGUACGAUUCUCAUGCUCCCAAUUGAACAAAUGGUUCGAGAGCUUGAGACUUUUUUCCUCAACACUCUCAACAGGAAUGGUAGGGGAGUGAGGCUGGAUGUGGAUGCUCCUGUCCCUGUAUUUGGGACUGGGAAGUUCGAACGCUUCAGCCUUAAUGGAGAGCUUGACUCUUACUAUAAUGACUUUCUUCAUGGACAGCAGCGCCAAGAACAUGCACUAUCUUCUGAUCAACCGCCUUCUCUUCCAUCACUUGCUCUUACCGCACCAGCUCUUGCACCGCCAUCUCCUAGGAAUCAGAACGAUGGACGAUGGAGCCCUUCCUCCAGGCUCCAGUUCCAGAGCCGAGCCACGCCUUCUUCCUGGAGAGGCGCAGAUGCCUUUGUCCCAAGGCCCCAUCUCCAGCACCCACAAUCUCCAAGAGCUGCCUCCUACAUUGAGUUUGGGAGGUCAAGAGGGACUGGAACUUACAUCCCGGUCACGGCCCGCCGUCCUCCAAAAAGAACACAGAUUUGGUCUAGGGCUGGAAAUUCAGGAUCUUCCAGGAAACUGUCAACUAUGGAGGCAGAGGCAAUUGAGGCUCCGAAGAAAGAGGAGGGUGAAGGGAGUGGCUGUUUUGAUCUCUCACCAGAACAGUUCCCACUUCUAUCAAGCCUCAAGAAGACUGAUGCUGUUGUGGAAGCUCGCACCAAUCAAUCUGAGGUCGUGCCUCCGAAAGCUGGGGAACCAAGCAUCUGCUUUGGGAGUUUUCAGUCUUCAGUCGGACAGUCUUCUUCAGUGACUGCAAAGAAAGUUGUGUCGUGCCAGAAUGCUGGGGAAGUCUUGAUGAGCAGUUCUUCAUCAGAGAAGGGGAAAGAACCCAGAUCACUGGAGAGCGCCGAUGAAAGCACUUCAGCAAAGCCUUUCCAGCUCGAAGAUGAAGGAGAGUUCCCACCCCUAGCUCAGUGACUGCUCUCUCCGGUGGAUGCUUGAAACCGAAUAAUCAAGACCAACACAGUAGUCUAUACUGUUAAUCUGAAACUUGAGUUACCAUGGUUUUGUCUAUGGGUUUUGAAGAUCUUAUGAAAGCAAUGUCCAGUUGAGAUCUGUUCCAUUUACCUGUCCUGUGAUCUUUGCGAUCUUUCGUGAGCAAACUCCGCAACUCAUGCUUUUGUCGUUAAUGGAGGGAUCCUAUUGAAAGUUGAACGGUUUCAGAA
Punica granatum (pomegranate) is the source of this 2565-nucleotide messenger RNA. The record is from RefSeq and is a predicted model, not a curated record. Lineage: Eukaryota; Viridiplantae; Streptophyta; Magnoliopsida; Myrtales; Lythraceae.